Messenger RNA from Ipomoea nil (Japanese morning glory), 1389 nucleotides. RefSeq lists its product as uncharacterized. Lineage: Eukaryota; Viridiplantae; Streptophyta; Magnoliopsida; Solanales; Convolvulaceae. The coding region runs from base 1 to 1389 and encodes 462 amino acids. The transcript is spliced from 8 exons. The record is from RefSeq and is a predicted model, not a curated record.
AUGAAGAAGGUGAAGGCAGUUUGGUCCUCCACCUCCUCGAUGGAUUGGAUCUCUUUCUGCCACCGGGCUAGGCAAAGACAUCAAACUAUCUACUUACAAAAAGCUAUCAGGCUACGAUUGAUUCGUACCUAUACGGUACCCGAAGGUCGCAACAGUUCUGAUAGCAUCAAGAGUCAGGAGUGUGUCUUUCAUGACAGUGAGGGUACAUACAUUCAUGGGAACAUCCCUAAAGACUGCGUGGAAAAGUAUUCUAAACUUUUAAAAGAAGGGAAGGUGUAUGCCAUCAAAGAUUUUGUAGUUAUAUCCCACUACUACCAAUACAAAACUACUGAUCACAACUACAUGAUCAGAUUUAGUCAUGAGACUAUUGUUGAGAGACACAGGCGCAAGGGUUUUCCCUUACUAAUGUUUCGGCUUAAGUCUUAUACUGACUUAAUGAGUGGCAAUGUGUCUGAAAAGCAUCUCAUUGAUGUGAUUGGUAGAGUGGUGGAGUACUAUAGUCCAAAAGAGAUUCUUAUAGCUGGAUUUCCUUCGAAAUUGGUGGAUUUUCUCAUAGAAGAUGGCCAUUUGAAAGUUGAUACCAGGCCACCUCUAAGUGUGCAAACUGUGUCUCACAUUUCCUAUGGAAGUGCUGCAGAAAGUUCAAAAUUUCCUAUUAUAGUUACUACUAUCGAGGAUCUGUAUGAAAGAGCCGAGGAAGGCUACUACUGGGUUCCUGGAAGGAUUGUUUCUGUGGAGAGUACUACAAAUUGGUAUUACCAUUCAUGCAGGAGUGAGGGAUGCUUUAGAAAAUUGCACUUGAAGAGUGGGGCUCUACAAUGCCUAAAAUGUGGCACAACAUGGCAGGAGGGAAACCUAAGGUACAGGAUGAUUGUGAGGGUAGGAGAUAAGACCACUGAUGCUCCUUUUCUGUUGUGGGACAAGGAGUGCUGCGAAAUUGUUGGAAAGACUGCAUUUGAUCUAAGGAGCAAAUACUCUAAGGAUGGGUCUCCUCUCCCAACUGGUAUGGAAGAGGUCCGUAAUAAGGCUAUGGUCUUCAAGAUUUCUGCUAAGAAUGAUCACUUCAAGAAUAAAGCAAUAGCUAUACCUGUGGUUGCAAUAGCACAUGAUUCAGACUUAGUUGAUCAUCACUGCCCCUGUUUAAGUGAUGAUCAAGAUCAGCUAUCAAGAAUGCUAAAUGAAGAUGAUCAAGAUGCAGAGUCUGAUGAAUCUGAAUCGGGUAAUGAGGCAAGCAGUCCCAAUCCUAUUCAGGCUAAGAAGCAAAAGCUGGAUGAACAAGAAGAGCCACUAGAGCCAGUGUCAUCAAAGAGGAACUUACUUGAUCAAUUUUCAUCCAGUAGAGAUGCAAAGAAAACAAAGGUUGUUUUGGUUAAACAGGAGAAAAGUUAA